UAGUUCGAAUGGACAAUCACGUUGAAUCUAACCUUAAAAAACAAUUCGUCAGUCUUUUCUCUUCCAAUACCGAGCUUUCUACUUGCUGUUUAUUUUUCUAAAGCAUGCCAUUCCAAACUAUUAGUGAAACUAUACUGUGUUAUUAAUAAAGAAAUAUGUCAGCUGCGCUCGUACGUGAAAGCUUAGAAGUUGUCGAUGCCGAUUUCAAUGAUAAAAGUAAGAAAUCCAUCAAGAAAUCCAAAAAACGUAAAAACGAUCAAACUGAACUUUUUCCAACAAGUAAAAAAAUUUCGGUGAGCGAAUUAAGAAAAAACAAAAGAACCAAAGAGCAAAAUUUGCAAGAAAAUUUGGAAAAAUUAAGACUAAUUCGUGAAGUAUGCGCCAUAGAUUUGGAGGAAAAUAUCACUAAUAAGAUAAUAGAACGAGCAGUAUCAAGAAGGCCAAUAAAGGCAAAGAAGGUCUCGAAGAAAGCGGAGAAAACCGCAUUUACCGAAGAAGAUUUCGCCAAAUUUGAACAGGAAUAUCUUAACGAAUGAGUUUUUGUGGUGUAAAUACAGAAUGAACGAUCACAAUUUGGGAGUUUUGGGUUUAACUUUAAGCGUAGCUUUUAUAGGUUUCAUAUUUUUUCACUUGAUGAUCUUGCCAGUUUUACCAUUGGAAGAUGAAACGGCAGCAUAUUAUCAGAAUCACAUUAAUGCGAUUUUGGUUGCUUGUGGAUCAUUUAGUUUUCUGGUUAUCGGCACUUUGUUACUUUAUACAUUUUAUGUUUUAAAUGGUAAGUAGAGUUCAGUUCUAUUCAAUACUAGCUUACUGUGUUAUUAAUUUUAAAACUAAAAUGAAAAGUAUACGAUAUAGUUGAAUAAAUUGCUUUCAAAAUAGUUAAAACUGUUAAAAAAUAACAUCUAGUUAUAUUUGUUUGAUUGAGGACAGAAAAAUUUCAGAUCUUAGGAUAUUAGAAUUGAUAGAUGUGACUAAUAAUGACUCAAAUUUAAAAUUAUUACAAUUAAAAAUGGAUGCCCUAAAUCUACAAAUUGUUACCAAAACGAAACUAGUAGACAGGGCUAAAACUGAAAAUUUUAGCUAUUGUAUGUAUGAUAAGUUGCCUAUACGGCAGAGCUACCCGUGACACGAUCAUACACAUACGAGUAUUAUAUGUCUAUGGACACAAUGUGUUGGUGAAUGUAUAUUUAGUGUUUUCCAUAGGUACCUCCCUUUUUCCAGAUUUACCCACAUAUUUUAUCCUCUGUUCUCUCGGCACGGUUCUUUCUGCGAUGAGUUCUAGGGAACACUGCAUGCCUUUGGAUUUUCAAUGCAUUCUGUCAAAAUUUGUAGGAACUCUUUUGGCAUUUUUGAAUCAUUUACCACUUUUAAUAAGUCAUUCAAUAAACUUCCUUCUUUUGCAAUAAUACGAUGUCAACACUUUUUCUCCUGCACCAAUAAACGAACCCAAAAAAGUAAUCAGAACUCAUAAACGAACGCGCUUUUUAAUGACAAAAUCUAACAGUACCUACAUAUAAACAUUUUUUUUUCAAAUAAUUUGUUUUUUUGUAUUAUUUGAUUCUGCUGGUAUUUAUUUUCUCUUUCUUUUGUUCUCAUUUUUAGCAUUUAUUACUAAUUUAGAAUUAAUAAUUUUUCUUUAUAUAUUUUCGCCUUUGUCCUGUAAAUGGGUGUUCCUGUUGGGUAAAUAAAGCAUUAUUAUUAUUA
Messenger RNA from Photinus pyralis (common eastern firefly), 1704 nucleotides. Its product is annotated as active regulator of SIRT1-like. Gene Ontology annotation, molecular function: enzyme binding. Lineage: Eukaryota; Metazoa; Arthropoda; Insecta; Coleoptera; Lampyridae. Bases 156 to 536 code for a protein of 126 amino acids. The transcript has 4 exons. The record is from RefSeq and is a predicted model, not a curated record. Gene Ontology annotation, cellular component: nucleolus.